AUGUUCAUCCGACCAAUGAUCAAGAGGCUUCACAAAUACAAACUGAUUGUUCCGAUGGCAAUCCACUGUAUCUCGAUGGCAAUUGUGAUGAUUUUAGUGUACUGUUCGGUGCCGAAUGAGGCGACACAAAAGCCGACGAGCAAUAUGAAUGUCUUGAUUACACCAAGGUUAGCAGGGGAAGGGGACUCCGCUAUCUCUCCAUCAUCAUCGGAUGCCUACUGGGCAGAUUUCACUAUCACUAUGACAAGAUCUGCCAUUUCUCAGAUUGCUGUACCAUAG
Messenger RNA from Caenorhabditis remanei, 279 nucleotides. RefSeq lists its product as uncharacterized. The transcript has 2 exons. The record is from RefSeq and is a predicted model, not a curated record. NCBI's taxonomy places the organism in Eukaryota, Metazoa, Nematoda, Chromadorea, Rhabditida, Rhabditidae. The coding region runs from base 1 to 279 and encodes 92 amino acids.